UGUCGUCUCCCCUCGACCCCAGAUGUCUAUCUCAGCAUCGGCCACGGCUUCCCAGAAUACCUGAGCUGCGUCUCCAGCACCGGAACCAUGCGCGCAUUUAUGAUCUUCGUCGACUUCGCUGACCAGCCCGCCGGCAACGACACCACUGCCGGCCUCUAUGACUUUUUCUUCCCAAACGCGAGCACCUGGUACGGAACCUCUUCGUUCGGCAAGCUCUCCAUCGACGCCAAAGCCGACACCUCGCAGUUCCACCGCAUGCCCCGGACCACAAGCGACUACGCCUGGAACCGCGGCAUCACCUACGAGCAGCACGAGGCCUACAUCCAGGACGCGCUCGCAUCGUAUGUGGAUGCUACAGGCGAAGAUCCGGCGCCGGUCGAUGUUUUGUACGUUGUCGCGACACGCAAUGCGCCGAAUAUCACGUACUCUCCGACUUUCAUGGGAAACGUGACGACGCGCGACGGUGCGUUUGUCGCGAAGAAAGCAGUUACCGUAGGCUAUGACGCGUACAAGACAUGGGGCUUCAAACUCAUCAACCAUGAGACGGGACACGUAAUGUGUCUCGCAGAUCUGUACCCCGCGUCUGGCGCGGUAGGGUUGUACGUGGGUGGCUUCAGCAUCAUGGGGAACAUCAACGCUGUGUAUCCCGAGUACUUUGCGUGGGACAAGUGGCGGCUUGGGUGGUUGGAGAAUGCGCAGAUCGAAUGUCUGACGUACGAGAGGGCGAGUACAUCGUUCCACACGAUCUACCCGGUUGAAACACAAGGCACGGAGAUCAAAUUAGUAGUGUUGAAGAGGAACGAGACACAAGCAAUGGUUCUGGAGGUCCGGUCGAGUGGUGGUGUCGACAAUAAGGGCGCAGAGCCUGGCGUUGUGGUGUACACUAUCGACACAAUGGUAGAGACACUGCAAGGGCCGAUACGGGUAUUG
This is a messenger RNA of Paraphaeosphaeria sporulosa, 930 nucleotides long. Its product is annotated as M6 metalloprotease. The annotation marks the transcript as partial. The transcript has a single exon. Lineage: Eukaryota; Fungi; Ascomycota; Dothideomycetes; Pleosporales; Didymosphaeriaceae. The record is from RefSeq and is a predicted model, not a curated record. Gene Ontology annotation, biological process: proteolysis. Gene Ontology annotation, molecular function: peptidase activity.